This is a messenger RNA of Synchiropus splendidus (mandarinfish), 4351 nucleotides long. Its product is annotated as caskin-1. The record is from RefSeq and is a predicted model, not a curated record. The transcript has 7 exons. NCBI's taxonomy places the organism in Eukaryota, Metazoa, Chordata, Actinopteri, Syngnathiformes, Callionymidae. Gene Ontology annotation, molecular function: RNA polymerase II cis-regulatory region sequence-specific DNA binding; DNA-binding transcription factor activity, RNA polymerase II-specific; protein binding. Bases 932 to 3436 code for a protein of 834 amino acids. Gene Ontology annotation, biological process: regulation of transcription by RNA polymerase II.
GAACACGUGAGGACGGUCAGUCGCAAGCGUCAAGCGCUGCCCGCCCAAACAACGGCGACACGGAGGGGCGCGCGCGGCGAGAAUAGCGACGUUUAACUUGAGCGUGGAAGUCGAUCGUCGCAUGCGCGCAACCAAGCUUGAGACGCGCCUGAGUGGCAGCGGGGGCAGCCAAUCCGGGCGCGGCGUCCCCUGCUCUUUAACGCGUCUGGUGCGCGGGGGGCGGGGCGGACUGGCCUCGGCUAGGCUUGUGAUUAGCACUCGACUGGAGGCAGCGAGUUUGGAAAUGUUGCCCGUGUGAGCCGCGGACUGGAGCGAGCGGCCGCCUGCGACACCGGAACACGGUCGGAAGUGUCGGACGGAGGCUGUUGGCGCGCUUCGAGGCGUUCUUGGCGGGGCUGCCUCGCUUUUGAGCUGGGUGAAGUGUCGCUGCUGCUCGGCUCCGAGCUGCGUCAUCAUGUCGCUUCCGACUGGAGUUGGCGAGCACAAACCUCGAGUUACCGCCGGAGCCGACGCCUCCCGCCGCCCGGGCCACUCCCGGCCCCGGGACUAGACGACGGCAGGUUGGCGCCGAGGCUCGCCGACUUCCCGUCACUUGCCUCGGCUGGUUGGCGCGGUUCUCGCGCGUGCAUUCACCGGACGCUCGAUUGUUGUCACCCGCGCAAGGCUCGGAACCCUCGCAGUCAUGUGACCAGCUGCUGGGUCGCGGUGAUUCUUGUCGUGGAUGGUUGUUGGUUCGAGUCCGGGAGAGGAGCGAUGAUGAUGAUUAUGAUGAUGGCAGCCUGUGAUGCUGCCCACAUCUGCUGCUGAAGACUGCUGACUCUCACCCCCCCUCCGACCCCAGCAGAUCACCCCCCAGGUCCGGCCCGUGCUCUCAGAGGGCUGAGGUUCGGAGCCCUCACUGACAGAAGAAGAAGAAGAAGAACUUUUGAACAUGGCCACCGCCUGCACACACGCCGCUGCUGCCUUCACCCGGACCUCCAGGUCAUGGCUGCACGCAGACCGGUCCCGGACCCGGGCCCAGACGCCCGGCUCACCCAACUUCGAGGUGAUCGACGGGAUGCUGUACCGGAGGAAGCUGGAGAAGGGCUUCAUCAACUACCGAGAGGUUCUGGAGGAGGAGCGGCGGCACGAGGCCAUCUGCAGCUUCCACAGGCGGCGAGCGGGUCAGCGCCACCUGACACUGGAGGAGACCUACAAGUGUGUGGCCGAGAACUACUGGUGGGAAGGGAUGUACUUCCAGAUCAGAGACGUGGUCCUGGCCUGCGCCGAGUGUGGGAGCCAGAAGCGCAAGAAAAACCAGGAGCAGGGCGUCCGAGCCUGCGUCACCAAGCGGCUGCCGGCGCACAGCAGCGACGUGCUGAGUCGGCUGAAGAGCCAGCGGGAGGCCGGCAUGUUCUGUGACAUCACGCUGCGCACCAGCGGCCGCUCCUACUCCGCCCACAAGGCCGUCCUCGCCGCUGUCAGCGACCACUUCCAGGAGCUCUUCACGGAAAUGGACGCCAGCGCUGCGGCUGAUAUGGACUUCACAGGUUUCAGCGAGCGAAGCCUUCUGUCCCUCCUGGACUUCUCCUACUCCUCCACCCUCAAAGUUCGGCCCGAGGAUCUGCCCGAGGUGGUCACCAUGGCGCGCCACCUGGGCAUGUGGCGGGCGGUGGAGGCCUGCUCGGCCCUGAUGAAGGAGCAGGACUCGGACUCCCACCCGGGCCAGGACCCCGCCUUGGCCUGUGUGGGCUCUUGUCAGGACGGUCAGCGCCAUCAGAGCAAGAGGAAGCGGCCCCCUGGGUCCGAGGUGGACCCAGACCCGGAGCACAGUCCCAGGAGGACCCUGCGCCGACUGUUGUCCCCCCAGGUGCCACUCAGCCCCUCACACAGGAUGAAACUCCUGGACUUCAAGUCUCCGUCCGUGAAGAAAGCCACGCCUCCUCGCAGCGCUCCCCCCACCCCGCCCAGCACCCGCCUGCUGCGCUCCUCACCCGGUGCCGCCCGCAGGCUCCAGCAGACGCCAGCGCUGCCGGAGAGCCCCCAGCGCCAGAAGAAGCCCCGCCCCCAGGGCGAGCGGCCCGGGGUGGUGAAGCAGGAGGAGGUGGUCCUGGACGAUGAGCUGGACUACGCACGAGCGCAGGAGAAGUACAAGCUGAUGAACGUGCUGGGUCUUCAGCGCACCGCCCUGCUGCCCAGGCCCGAGGAUCUGAUCGGCUGGAGGCAGAAGAAGCGGCUGAGGAAGCUGAAGGCCAACAACUACUCGCUGACCAAGCGGCGGAAACCUCCCCCCGCCGAGCCCUACGCCGCCCUCUCGCUUCCCCUCUGCGCCCCCGCCAACACGCUGCUGCCGCCUGAGGUGGCCCCGGCGAGGAGGAGGAGCCUGGCCGUCACCCAGGUGCCCCCGAGUGACCGCAGCAUGAGGAGCCAAGGGCUGCUGCGGGACCUGGGCUACGGUGGGCGGGAGCUCAGGCGCUCGGUCAGGAGGGGCGACCGUCGCCCGUCCAAGCAGCCCGUCCCACGCAAGCCCCACCGGGCCCCGGCGAGGAGCGCGGUGCGGGUCAAAGCCGAGCCGGCGGAGUUCUGCAUCUCAGGUCUAGCCUCCAACAAGCCGGCGCCCCGGGGUGGCGCCGCUCAGGAGACGCUCAGGACGCUGCGCUACAACAGCGGCCGCCCCGCUGCCAAGUCCAGGCCUCGGCACGGGGUCACCCCGGAAGACACCAAGGCCGCGGAGGGCGGCGGCGGCUCGGAGCAGGCGCCUCCUCACGCCAUCUGUGAGCACCCGCUCUACAGAGUCAUCAAAGAGGAGCCGGCCGACCCGCUGCCGGUGGGCGGGCCCUUCCCCGACCCGCCCUCCCCUGACCUGGGCAAGCGGCAGAGCAAGCCGCCCAUCAAGCUGCUGGACUCGGGCUUCCUCUUCAGCUUCUGCCGUCUGAAGAAGGAGGAGGAGAGCGUGGACAUCUGCCUGACGCGCUCGGUGUCGCAGGGCGGCCACCACAGGGUGCUGCGCAACCGUGGCCCCCCGCCGCUGACGCCCGCCGUCAAGAGGGAGGAGCCGGAGAGGAGCCUCAGCCACAGAGUCACGCUGAGACCCAAGGCCACCAUCAGCAGCGCUGGUGCUCCUGUGACAGCGACCGGCCGAGCCAAGCCCAAGGGAAACCCUCACCCCGCCAGCAACCGGGACUCGGUGCGCCGCGCCAGGCUGAAGCAGCUGCGGGGCCCUCGCAGCCAGGUGCCCAUGGCCUCCAAAUCGGCCCACAGCUGCCUGCAGUGUCCAGCCACGUACCGGGACUGCGACGGGCUGAUCAUGCACCGACUCCGCCACAUCGAGGGCAAACACUGGCCCUGCCUGCUCUGCAGCAAAACCUUCUUCCGACUCGGGAAUGUACGGGCCCACAUCCGCACCCACGACCCCAAACUGUACAAAUGCCGGAGCUGCAUUCUGGCCGGCUCCUGAGGUCUGCUCCUGCCGGGGACCCAGGACUUGGACCUGCAGCCCGUCCACACCGGCUCCUCCACUGCAAGCACAACUGUCUGGAUCUGUGGACAUUAUUUAAGCAACCAAACCACGGUUGCCGGUUCUACUCCUGCGGGGGGAGGGCUACACUUGAACGUCACACUCAGGGGGCGGGGCCUGCUGCGGCCGGGCGCCACCGCACGCUGAUGUACAGAUUGAAAAAGAAAAGUGUUUUGUGGUCCUGGUUUCCUCUGUAUAUCUGAGUUGGAGUGCACUUACGUCAGACCUGCGGCCUGCGGGGGGCGGCGUCCACGGCGGGAUUACUUGAAUGGAGGGAGCGUGGGGAGUAACUUGAAGCUGGGUGACACUUUUAUCACGGAGCGCAGCCGAGGCCGCUGCUUGAAAGGGAACCGGUCUUGUCUGUAAUGUGAAUCCUCGUGACCCUGGAUCUGUAGAGACUGAAUAAAUUUUGCCUUUUACUUUUGACUCUCUGGCUUUCACCCUUCUGCCCCUCCCCCCACACACACACACGCUCAUUCUGCUGCCAUCAGGUGAGGCAGACUUCCUCCACUGAAAGUCGAUCCAUCGAGGAACAAAUGUGAACCCUGUCAGAAGCAGAAAAAGCAGCGGUUCGUAACGCCGCCGCUGGAUGGCGCUGGUGACCACGUGUUGACGUACGCUGCUCGACAACUGAACAAAAAAGCAAAAUGGUGUCACGUUUUAGGAGACACGCACCGUGAGGAUCUGGGGAGGGCGAGUCAGAGCAGGUGACGACUCUGACUCCACCUACCUUCAGGGGUCACGGGGGUGCUGCUCUGUCCCAGCUACCCGGGACGAGAGACGGGUCAGCGGGAGGAAACCAGUGUUUGGACUAAACAGGCGUGGACUCAGCGUCUGGAAUCAAACCCGCAACCU